Messenger RNA from Gigantopelta aegis, 2083 nucleotides. RefSeq names its product erlin-1-like. Gene Ontology annotation, biological process: SREBP signaling pathway. Gene Ontology annotation, molecular function: ubiquitin protein ligase binding; cholesterol binding. The coding region runs from base 113 to 1078 and encodes 321 amino acids. The transcript has 13 exons. Gene Ontology annotation, cellular component: endoplasmic reticulum membrane; endoplasmic reticulum. NCBI's taxonomy places the organism in Eukaryota, Metazoa, Mollusca, Gastropoda, Neomphalida, Peltospiridae. The record is from RefSeq and is a predicted model, not a curated record.
CGCUAGGUGGCGCUUCAUAUGCUAGACUGCGUGUUUGUGUGUGAUCGAGCACAUGAGAGUUAGAUUUUUUAGAUCAAGAACAGAUUGUGAUUAAUUCAUUAGAACAGCAGCCAUGUCUCAAGCAAUUGUUACCAUGCUUGGUAUUGGUGGAAUAGCCUUGGCCAUGUUUGUCAAUUUCUCCAUCCACAAAAUUGAAGAAGGUCAUAUUGGAGUGUAUUACCGGGGUGGUGCUCUGCUGUCCUCAACCAGUGGGCCUGGCUACCACUUCAUGUUGCCUUUUCUGACAUCGUACAGAUUCGUUCAGACCACUUUGCAGACAGAUGAAGUGAAAAAUGUACCAUGUGGAACCAGUGGUGGUGUUAUAAUUUUCUUUGAGCGUAUUGAAGUUGUCAACAAACUAAUGGCAUGGGCAGCUCUAGAUAUUGUUCGUAAUUACACGGCAGACUACGACAAGACGUUGAUCUACAACAAGGUGCACCACGAGUUGAACCAGUUUUGUAGUGUCCACAAUCUGCAGGAAGUCUACAUAGAAAUGUUUGACCAGAUAGAUGAGAAUUUAAAGCUAGCUCUACAGAAGGAUUUAAACACCCUGGCUCCUGGUCUGACUGUCCAGGCUGUUCGGGUAACCAAACCCAAGAUUCCCGAAUCCAUUCGCAGAAACUACGAAGCUAUGGAAGCUGAAAAGACGAAGCUAUUGAUCGCAGUCCAGAAACAGAAAGUUGUUGAGAAGGAAGCUGAGACUGAAAGAAAGAAAGCUGUCAUAGAGGCUGAGAAGACUGCGCAAGUGGCCAAGAUAACCUGGGAGCAGAAAGUUAUGGAAAAGGAAUCAGAAAAGAGGAUGUCCGAAAUUGAGGACAUUGCUCAUUUGGCUAGAGAAAGAUCAAGGGCUGAUGCUGAAUUUUACAAAACAGAGAAAGAAUCUAAGGCAAACAAGCUGAGGCUAAGUAAGGAAUAUCUGGAACUAGUGCGACUCCAGUCUGUGGCAAAGAACACUAAAAUCUAUUUCGGUAACAACAUACCAGGGAUGUUUGUGGAUCUGCACCUUGAUCAGGAGUUACUGCCCAAGAAAUCACCAUGAUCGAGGGAAGUGCUGAAAUCAACAUUCCCAAGUAUCCAUUGCUCAAUUAAUUUGAAGAUUACUAUUGUUAUGUCUGAAUUCCUUUUUCUGUUUUGGGGUAAAAGAUUUAACUGGUAAAAAGCUAACUGGUGUGUGCAACAUUCUAAUCCGUUAUGUUGAAACUUGAUGGUUUUACACUAGACUUGAUAUACUAACUACUUGAUGAUCUAUAAACUGUACUUCAAGUCUUGUGUUUCUCAUAUGGUGGGUUCCUUGGGAGUGGAGGGUGGAUUGCAGGUUUGUGUACUCCAAGCUGGCCUGGUGCUUAUAAAACUAGAGUCUAGACUCAAGACUAAUAGAGUCUGAGACACUAAUGUCACCAAUGUCAUGGCAACGCCAUACAAAUUGUAUGCGUGUGACGUCAUUAGAGAUUGUGUCUGGACUUGAAACGUUUUAUAAACACAGGCCCUGGUGUGCAUAUUGUCAGGAUUAAUGAAUCUGAUUUUGUUUGGUUGCAGUGACCAAACACCAAGGCUCAUUGUCAUAAAAUGUUAGUCUUGACUCAAAUCUCUAAUGACUUCACAUGUAUGCGGUUUGUCUGGCAUUGCCAUUGUAUUAAAAAUUCAGACUGUUAUUUUGAGUUUAGACUAUAACAUUUUUUUUUAUGAGCACAGGGCCAGAGUCUGUGAGGUACUGGGUUCGUAUCCCAUGUUUUUUCUUCAUUUUAUUAAAUGCCAAAACACGGACAAAGACAUUGUUUGUUUUUGGACAUUACAAACAUGAAUCAUGGUGAUGAGAUGAAUGGUGAAGCCACAGUAUUUUCAUUUCAAUAUGGGACUACUUGACAUGGUCGUGCUCCACGCUUCCUGUCAGUUGAGCUAUCUCGGUAUCACCCGAGCCUGCAGUACACAGAACCUGCAGUGCAUGUCGGGUAAUCAUCCCCCAUGUAAGGAUCAUUUACUCGUGAGACGCACGCAUAAUCGCACCCGUGAAGUGGGUGAAACUCGUAUGUGGCGUUACAUCUAC